AUGAGCAGCGAGUUCAAUAAUCUUCAUGCAGAGCCACUUGCAGCACAAACUGUAGUAGCCUGCCCCCCAAUGGUAUUUUUGAACGCAUCACUCGAUUGUUUUCUGAAAGAAGCUAACUCGAUCGAUCCGAUAUGUGACGAAAUCAAAUUACGUGAGUCUAUUGACUUGCAUUAUUCUUUACCAGAACAGGACCGAAACGAAUCAAGAAGCUUGUGCUUUAAUAACAUUAUCAUACUUGCAACGACCGCCCAGCUGCGAAUUGCCGGCGAAUCAGCCGCCAUUAAUGGAAUGGAAAGGGAGCUUUUGAAAUCCUUUCUGAGCAACACAACUCGAGCAUUUCGAAAUUUGGAUGCCUUUUGCAGUCCUUCGAUUCUCAGUGUGCAAGCUUUGAUUACUUCGGUACGUACCAUUUUCACUCAAGGUAAUGGAUAUUACUAAAAUAAAGGUGGCUAGACCUUUGUUGCCCGGGAGCAUUUUCCUCAGUCCGUUGCUGAUGCAUUAUGCCACCGAGUCUGUAAUGUUGCACGGACGAUGGGCCUUCAACAAUCAUAUGUUCUUGACGGCACUGUAGUUGAACCUGGUGGUGAACGUGAAGCUAUCUAUUGGACGCUCUACAUCAUGGACAAACAUCGAACCUUCUUAACUGGGUAUCCUUGCAAUCUUUCCCUCUUUGAUUCAGAUUUGAAUCUGCUUAAUACCAAUCGUUCAAGUCGUUUAUGGAAACUCAAACUUGCUCAGAUAUACUUGAUGGUAAUCUGGGAGGAGAUCUACAUAACGCUCUAUUCCCAAAAAGCUAUGCGACUUCCCGCUCAUCAAAACCUGCACAAAAUGACCGGUACCCUGUUUGGACUACUCCGGAACUGGACUUCUCACUAUGGCCAAAUUCUUGGCCAAUCACUAGCUACAGACCCUUCGCCUGCGUCGUACUUGCAAAUCGAACUUAAAUAUUCUUUCCACAUAGCUCAAGUGCUUAUCUUAAGACACAGCAGCAUCCCCUCUAGUGUUCAGCUGUGUAUCGAUAACGCCCGAGCAGUAGUAAUGGUUAUUCUUGGUCUAUUCCGAUCGGCGUUUAUGAUUGGCUCAAUGAGUCUAGCUGCACGGUAUGUAAUUUUCAACGAGAGUAAAAUGUGGCUUAAGGACGUUUCUUUUCUGGUAACACCCUUGUACUUAAAUCGUUGUGGGGUUUUGAUAGUAUUAAAUUGCUCUCAGUUGCUACAGUGAUUUGCUUUCACAAAGUACAUGGUGUAAUCCAAUCCUCAGAAUCCCACAUAAAGAUGGUCAUCGACAACAAGCACGUCGGGAUAGAAAACUUCACUAAUAACUUCAAUAGUCUAUUUCGAAAUUACCCCGUAGUAGCAUUUAUCAAGCUGUACAGCUCGUCAUUUGGUGCAACAACACCUCAGCUCGCUUCCAGCCUUCAGCUACUUUUGAAAUGCUCCAGUGUCUUGGCCUCGGUAAAGACGACCUAUCAAUCGCCAAUAGCUUACUAUAACCGUCUUUAUCUUGGACUGGCUUGGUAUACGGAUAACUUGACCAUAAUCUUGAAUGCGGCCGAGCCCAAGGAGCCAAGUCUUGCCCAAGCGGCGCUGCAGCAUCCACUUCUUUUUUGA
Messenger RNA from Hymenoscyphus albidus, 1610 nucleotides. The record is from the annotation of a GenBank genome assembly. Lineage: Eukaryota; Fungi; Ascomycota; Leotiomycetes; Helotiales; Helotiaceae.